CAUUACUUUUGUUAUUAUUGCAUAAAUCCAGUUUCAUAUUUGUCGUUAGGAUACUCAUUUAUCCAGUUUCAUUAUCCUUUUUUAGUUUCUUCGAGAUGAAAUUUUUGUCUCCCAUCUUUUCUCGAAACAGUUUUAACUAUAGUCAUGUGGUUUUGAAACAUUUGAUUACUGUUCACUUUUUAUUCCAUUUUGAUUAUUCUUUUGGCUCACUCAUGGAGGAAGGAUUGAAAGUGUUCUUUUCUCUGAAAGUGUUGAAGUUGUGUGAUUUGCUAAUAAGUUGUGUAAUAUAAGUUUGUCGAGGUUUUGAUAACUUGAGUCUAUAGGAUUACCUGCAUUUAAGUUUCAUGUGUUGCAUUUUGAGUUUAUAUUUUCAUAUUUUUCUAGUUUUUUUUAGCUGCUCUUUUUGACUUUAUGUACAUGUACAACCUGUACUCAUUCAUUUAGUAUAGACCAAGCAUUUGUCCUAAAUUUGUUUCUCCCUUCCUAGAAGUGAUAGUUUGUUUAGACAGUCCAGAGGAUUUGCAUACAUAAUGACCUAUUGGACUGUGCAGGAUCUUAAAGUUUAUAAUGUGUUAAUCCCUUGUGCACAUAGUGUUAAUCACUCGUGCGCACAAUGACAAAAUUGUAUUUGGACCCAUAUGUCGCAUAAAAAGGCGAGAGUAUACUAAUGUACAUGGACUUGUAGUUUCAUAUAGGAGUUUUGUUUUAUAUGCUGUAAAAUGCUGUUGUUAAAUUGCCAUUUGUUUCUUUCUUAUUUUCUUGUGACAGGUUUUUAGUUCAUUUCUGUAUCUUUAAGAGUCAUUUUCCUCUAGUGCUGUAUGGGUUUCAUUUCAUUUUUAUUUUUUCAUUUUGAUUUUAAUUUUGGUUUUUUUCCUGUUUGGUUGUUAACUUUUUUUUUGGUCUUGGAUUUUGACGCAGAUUGAGUUUUUUGGAAAAUUAAUUGAGAAAAAAGAUUUUUUUCUUAUUUACGGAUAGAAAUUGUUUUUUUGGUUUGAAGAUCUUCUUUUGAGACAAAUGACAUGUUUUUGUUUCCUUGAUUCAUUUUCUUUCUUUUUUGUUCCAGCUUAAUAACUAAAUUGCGACUAAUCAUUUGAACCAGGAUAUUUUCUUUGAGAGAUUUUUCUACGCGGAUACAAUAUACGGGGUGGAGUUGAGCGGUGGAGGGUCUAAAGAGGGCGCUAAGAAAUGCGGCUAGCAGGGACAAUGUGAAUUGAAUGAGGAUCAGGGGUUAAAUAAAUCGAAGUCCAAAGCUGGUGCCAGGAAGUGGAUACGCGGAUACGGGGAUACAGGGUGGACUUUAUUUCUAGCGGAGGAAAAUAUUUUUGAGAACGAAGCAUCCAUAUCGAUGUUGGAAAAUAACAAAGGCAGAGACAACAAUUCAUAAUGGAGAUUCUCUCGGCCUUGACCGUCCUCGAUGUUCGGUCGCUCCUCCUGGGGAUCGCCGUGUUUCUCGUCGUGUUGUGGUUCCUUCGUCGACCGCGGAAUCUGCCUCCCGGGCCCUGGAGCUGGCCCAUCCUGGGAAACCUCCCACAACUGACGUGGUUCGGAGGCGAGCUGCACGAGAACAUCUCCAAGCUGACUGCCAGAUACGGUAAUGUUAUGCGCAUCAACCUGCCAGGAGUAUGCAUGGUCGUUCUGCAUGGGAACGAUACGGUGAAGGAGGCCUUCUCUCGGCAGCAGCUCAGCGAGCGUCCACCCGCCUACGUGACCCAAGUGGUUGCCCCUGGGACAGGUUUCUUUUUACCUUCGGAUGGGAAAUGGACGGAGCUCCGUCGCUUGUCCAUGACUGUUCUCAGGAAACUCGGAGUGGGUAAGUCCGCGUUCGAGCAGAACAUCGUCACAGAAGCCGAUAUCUUAAUCGAGGAGUUUAAGAGACACGGCGGCCAGGCGUUCGACCCGAAGCACGCCCUUGGCAACGCCGUGUCUAACAUCAUCUGCACGGUGGUGUUCGGGAGGAGAUUUCAGUACACCGAUCCAGCGUUCGAGCAACUCCUGAAGGUCGUAGAUGUUCUUGUUUCGCAGUCGGGGGCAGGGGACAUGUUCGAAAUAUCACCCGUGUUAAAUAAGCUGGCCAUGCUCCCAGGUGUGCGCACAUAUGUCCCAAGUUUGCGCACAUAUGUCGCCAACGUGAAUAACUUCUACGGUCACAUCAACCUGCUAAUGAAAGAGCACAGCAAGGAGAAGAGCGCCGAUCAUCAUGAAGAUCUCAUUGAUGUUUUCUUGAGUGAGCGGAAAAUUAAGGAGCAACAGGGCGUGGAGAAUGCGGCCCUGCAACCGGAGAAUUUGAAGCACAUCGUCGGCGACCUGUUCGCGGCCGGGUCCGAGACCACCGCCACCACUCUCCGAUGGGGCAUGCUGUACAUGAUGGCCCAUCCUCAGAUACAAGCCCGGGUCCAGAAGGAACUGGAUGACGUCACUGGUCGCAAUCGCCUUCCCAGGAUCGCAGACAAGUCGGAGCUGCCGUACACUGAAGCAGUGUUGUGUGAGAUCCAGCGCGUUGGUACCAUCGUGCCGCUGGGUGUGGCUCACGCAACCACAGAGGAUACCGCUAUCGCCGGGUAUAACAUUCCUAAAGGAACGAUCAUCAUACCUAAUAUCUGGCACAACCACUUCGACCCGCUGGUAUGGGAAGAGCCCGAGAAAUUUCGUCCGGAGCGAUUCCUUGACGGCGAUGGCAAGUUUCGUCCCCGUGAGGAGCUCAUGCCGUUUGGAUCUGGUCGCCGCAGCUGUCUGGGAGAGCACCUGGCCAGGAUGGAGCUCUUCGUCUUCUUCACGUACCUCUUGCAUCACUUCACGAUCAAGAAACCCGACCAUGUUCCCGCCGUGUCCUUCAAAGGGACAAACGGUGUCGUGUGGGGGCCGCUGAACUUUGACAUCUGCGCCAGUGUCAGAGAAUAGAUCAUUGUUUUUUUACGAAUGGGGGCGCAAUGUGCCUAGAAAAACGCCCGAAAAAUCGUGAUUAAAAAAGUAGUUUGGUACCAAACAUUGAAAUUAUGUGAUUGUUGACUCACGACAACUUGUAAUUAACGUUAGGACGCGUCAAUAACAUUGAACUUACGUCUAUGUGCACUACACAAUGGCGUCACCCAAAGCGCCCUCUAAUGAUCAAAUAUGACAUAAAGGUCAUUGACUGAACGAGGGCUCUCUUGUGACCCCAUUUUCUGAGUCGAAACAGUAGAGAAAAGUGUAUUGAAGAAAUUUAACACCUUUAGUUUAAUAUGAAAAUAAUUAAAGACUGUAUGACGUAUUGUAACAUGUUAACUUAGGUCUAUAAGCUAGGGUUUAUGCCUCUAUGUGCCUCCCUAGAACACGGCCAGUAGGCGUAUUUUUUGGAAGCAUACAUCGUAUCUUAACCAAUCACAUCACGCACCCUAACAUGAAUAUUCAUCAUGCUGUGUGGAUGGAGGACACUUAGGUUUUCGUAGUGUAUUCCAUUCAAUUAUACUGUACUUAUUCCAACAAACAAAAAGAUUUGAUGAAAAUGGACAUGGGCCCAAACCGCGGAUCUUGCGAUCAAUAGUUCAUUCCAAUAUGCACUAGGCCACUGUGGCAGCUCGACGAAAGUCGUUCUUUGAAAUUUGAAAUGCUUUAAUGUACAUGCAUGACUGAGCGAUAGCAAUAGUGUGACGUCAUUGUUAUUUUCUCAUGAAUAAACAUCCCACUAGCUGAAUAAUCAUAACCAUUGAUAAUGCGUGCUGCAGAUAAAAACAUCGCUCACCGGCCCUAUUCAAGGCAGCCAUCUUGGAAGUGCUGGGGUAAUGUUUCCUAUGGAUACGCACGAGUAGAGCAUUAAUUGUUCAUUAAACAAUUCACAAAUCUACUAUACGGCUGAAGCAUUUAAGGGGUCUCAACAAAUAAUGAAACCCACAUAGCAUGUCAGAGUUAUCAAAGUCUGUAGUCUUGCAUAAUUUUGCUCAGAGUUAACGCUGCAUGGUAUAGCAAUGUAAUUUAUGAUUUAACUUACAGGAGCCUUUUUUCUUAUGUCAGAGGUGCGUACCUGACGGACUGACAGACUAAAGCUGGCUAUCACUGACUAAAAUCAUUGUCACUAGGUAAUUAGCCGGAUAGUGCUAUUGUAUAGGAUCACCUCAUACAUUGGACUUAAUUUGGUCCAUACUUCAUGCAUGAAAAUACUACCAGUCCAGUGAAUUACCGUUCUUAAUCAAGUGAAUAGGAUUUUGUGCGCUCUGUGAUCAGCUUUAUUAGGCUUGUCUUGUCUUAGUUUUAGCUUACUAUUUGUUAUUAACGCAAAACAUAAAGAUGUUGAUUGACUUCCUCUACGAUUCGAUUUAAUUGUAUUCGAAAAGUGCAGGAACGUCUGAUGCAAGACGCAUUUCAAAUACAGUUCCCAUGUUGCUCAUUGUAAAGCGGUCGAGACCGCGUGUAGCUUGAUACCAUGAUUUCGGGUGGUUAUAUGGCAUUUUCAUUAGCAUGUAAUUCACCCCGUAGUCUUGUUUGUGAUGUUGCAACUUUGGAACCUUUCAAGAAUCGAGAGGAUAAAGAUAUCGAUAAUGUAAUGCACAUUAGGUACAAGGGUACUCCUUUGGUGGAGAGUGGUUAUCGUAGACUUAGUAAAGUGUCUUGCCUAAGAACACACACCAUCGUGUUCCCCUAUCAGGGCUCGAACCCAUGUACAUCGAUCGCACAUGCGUUCGACAUCAUUGGACCACGAUGCUCUACACAAGGCCUACGUGAGGACUAGCGAUAUUCCAUUCCAUAUUUUUCAACAGGGCAUUAGUCUAGAUAUUUUUUGUUUUAUUUCAAAUCAACGUGUUUUGUCAAUGUUUUGACACCGAUUUUUUCACUCGGCAUGGAGUAACAUUUGACAUUCCAUUAACAACUAAAUAUUUUACUUGUAAGCAAUAAAGAAUAUGUUAUUGAACGGCAAGGGCCCCUACUAAACCCAUUCCAUAAAGUUGAUUAGAUGGAAAUAUUGUUUAGCAAAAUUGUAUGUCCACCAAAAGUUGAUACAUUGCACGAAGUUUUGACUGAUAACCAAUUUCUGCUCACCAAAUAAUUACUUCCUGAUAUAUUGUGUGUUAAAGAUGUGACGAAGCAAAAUAAAUCCACUUUUAAGCUAUAACUUAAAUAAAAGAAAAGCCAAGAGCACAACUCGAA
This is a messenger RNA of Patiria miniata (bat star), 5118 nucleotides long. Its product is annotated as cytochrome P450 2J6-like. Bases 1384 to 2898 code for a protein of 504 amino acids. The record is from RefSeq and is a predicted model, not a curated record. Gene Ontology annotation, molecular function: heme binding; oxidoreductase activity, acting on paired donors, with incorporation or reduction of molecular oxygen, reduced flavin or flavoprotein as one donor, and incorporation of one atom of oxygen; iron ion binding. Lineage: Eukaryota; Metazoa; Echinodermata; Asteroidea; Valvatida; Asterinidae. Gene Ontology annotation, cellular component: intracellular membrane-bounded organelle; cytoplasm. Gene Ontology annotation, biological process: xenobiotic metabolic process. The transcript is spliced from 6 exons.